AGAUCGGUCAAGUUGAGAAUUCACGAGGGCGCAAGAAUUGAGAUCGUCAAAGAAGCAGGAAACAUGUUGCUCUUACACCUGCAUCGAUCUGAAGCUUCGGGGUUGUGAGAUUGCGAGAGAGUAAGAAAAGUGACGACUUGUACCCGCGCCCUUUCCAUCCUCCUCCUCUUCCAGCAAGUUUCCCCAGUCCUGGCGAGCGCAGGAACCCACCCUGCAUCGCGUCACGGCAUGGCUGGUCAAUCAUUGAAGCGAGAUCCGGUUAUCCCGCUCACAGGGAGUGAUUGGGAGCAUGUUUACGAACCGGCCGAGGAUACUUUCCUCUUCAUGGAUGCCCUAGAAAAAGAGCUUGAAGAUAUCAGAGCUGCAAGACCUGGAUUUGUCUUUGAGCUCGGGUGCGGGUCGGGGUGCAUCACGGCAUUCCUAGCCUUGAACCUCAAGGGCCCAGCGUACAUAGCUUCCGACAUCAACCCGCAUGCAGUAGCAGCAGCUCGCCGAACGUUUGAAGCUAACGAGCUCAAGAUCGACCUGCUCAACAUGGACCUGUUCUCGGCCAUUAACCUUCCCAGUGGAAUAGAUGUCUUGCUCUUCAAUCCUCCCUACGUCCCAACCCCUCAUGAAGAGAUCGAGAGCUCUUGGAUUGCGAGAUCGUGGGCUGGGGGUGAUAAAGGCAGGGAAGUUGUCGAUAAAGUUUUGGAGAAAAUUGAGACAAUCUUAUCGCCCCAGGGACGACUGUACAUGGUUGCAUUAGAUAGCAACGAUCCGCACGAGAUUGCCAAGUGGAUGGGAACAAAGGGGUACAGAACAAAGGUUGUGAUGAGAAGGAAAGCGGGUAUCGAGAA
This is a messenger RNA of Guillardia theta CCMP2712, 839 nucleotides long. RefSeq lists its product as hypothetical. Gene Ontology annotation, cellular component: eRF1 methyltransferase complex. Lineage: Eukaryota; Cryptophyceae; Pyrenomonadales; Geminigeraceae. Gene Ontology annotation, molecular function: S-adenosylmethionine-dependent methyltransferase activity; nucleic acid binding; protein methyltransferase activity. The transcript is spliced from 8 exons. The annotation marks the transcript as partial. Gene Ontology annotation, biological process: methylation. The record is from RefSeq and is a predicted model, not a curated record.